AUGUCACAAGUCGAUAGAGAGUUAGAUUAAUUAUUUGAAUUGUUUAAAGACAAAAAGACAAAGCUAUUUUCAGUUGACUAAUUUAUUGCUUCAUUGCAAUCAGCAGACUUGACUCAAAGCACAAAGAUUUUAUAGGAAAGAAUAGCUUAAUUAAAAAAAUAGCAAUUAACAAAGCAAGAAGUACAGCAAUUGUUUUAAAACGAUAUAAAAAAUAGAGAUGUGAGUCUUGCAAUAUUCAAAUCCAUUUAGAAAAAAGACUAAAGCCAUAUUACUGUUGACGAUCUCAUUCUUCUUAAUAAGAGUCAUAAUUUAGGCUACAGCAAUGAUCAAUUGAAUUUCAUUAUGAAAUAUUUAGGAAGAUAGAAUCAAAUAACAAGUGAUUAAUUUGUUCAAUUGCUUCAAUAAUAGCAGAAUUGAAUAUUAUGUUGAAAUAAUAUACAAUAUAUCAAUAUUUUUA
Messenger RNA from Paramecium tetraurelia, 457 nucleotides. RefSeq lists its product as uncharacterized. The transcript has 3 exons. NCBI's taxonomy places the organism in Eukaryota, Ciliophora, Oligohymenophorea, Peniculida, Parameciidae. The record is from RefSeq and is a predicted model, not a curated record.